UAAUCAAUAGUGUUCAACAAUCAACUAAUUGUUAGUUAUUCCAAUUGUAUUACUAUUGGAGUUAGUUUUCAAAACUUUAAGAAAAUCUUUCUGAUUGUUGGAGGUACAAUUAACUUUAAUUGUUAACAACAUUAAGUAUAAAAUGAGAAAGUGUAACUUUCAAUUGAAUUAAAUUAAUUGUAAAAUGUUAAUUAAUCUAAUGAUUUGAUUGUUAACUCUAGAUGAAGUUUGAUGAUAAAAGUAAUAACAAUAACAAUUGAAUGAUAACAAUCAACUGAAUUAAGUAAACAAUCAAGUAGAUUAGUUUUGAACCCAUCCUGAGGGUAAUAAUUUGUUGAUCAUAAUGAUGAUAAUCAACAUUUAACAGCAGCAAUCAACUGAAUCAACAUUAAAAUUGUAUUUGUUUUACAAUUAAACCUUCAAAGAUAAUAAAUUAUAUUGUUGAAAUGAUGAAAUGAUCAAUAAUGAUAAUUCAAGUUUGUUUACCUGUUAAUGAUGAUUGGGUUAAUUGUUUUGAAAAUGAGAAACUGAAACAAUUAAUUUAAAUUGUUGAAGUUUUGGUUUCUUUUGAUGGGGUGGUGAAGGUGCGGUUGAUUGUUGGUAUUGGUGAGAUAAGUAAAUUGCAACAAUUAAGAUGAUUACAUGUGAUUAACUGUGUUGACAAUUCAACUCUCAGUGUCAAACCAACCUGAUCAAUAUAUUAAUCAUUUACUUUUAAAUUAACAGUUAAUCAACAACAACAAUCAAAAUAAGGAGGUACAAGGUAAACACCAUGUAAUCAAAAAAUCGUAAAUUCAAAUCAAUUGAUUAAGUUGAUCAUCGACAAUCAGAAAAAUGUAAUUCAUUGUUUCACUUUUUGUUUCUGUCAAUUGAAAUCAAUUGUUAACUUGAUCACAAUUGGUAAAUGAAAAAUCAUCAAUCAUUAAUUAGUGAUCACUGAUCAGUUAAUCAUUAUGAUCGGUUUCAGUUUUUUGUGUUCAACAAUUUAAAUUUUGUCAAGUAAAUUAUGUUCAUUUUUUGUUAACUAAUUUGUACUUUAAUAAUUAUUGUUACAAUUAAAAGGUUAAGAUAUCAGUUAAUUAUGUUGAUGAUAUUCCCAUUGGAUUAACACUUAAUCAUGUUAUCAUCUAUAUUGUUCAAUCUAAUUGUACUAAUCAACUUGGCUGAUUAUGGUGGACCAGUUGCAAUUUACCUUCCACAAUCAAAAGUGUUACCAGUAUUCAUCCCAAUUAAACAUGAACAUGGUAAUGACAAUAAACAAGGUCCAAAUCAUAGUAUCAGUGAGACAGAUCAGAGUAUGAAUAAAGUGAGAUCGCCAAUGGGUGAAGAUGUAAAAACCAUGAAUGAACCAUCACCUUCAUCAGAUUCAUCAGAUGAAAAUGAUGAAGAUUUGACCGGACGGAUGGUCAAUGGUAACAUUAUGACGGGCAAAGAAACCAAACCCUUGGAGGGCAGUGAGAAUAGUAGUAAAAAUAAUGACAAUAUCAAUGGGAACGAUGUUGAUAAUGGUAAUAAAAAUGUUGAUCAAUCCAUUGGUAUCAAUAUUGAACAGCAAAAAACUACUCUGUUAACAUCAUCAAGUCAUCAGGCUUCAACAAUCAACCAGAUUAGUAAUUCAGCCAUGAAUCAACUUUUACUUAAUUCACUUGGUUCAUCAUUAAAUGAAGACACUUCAUCCCUUAGGAUUAAUCCCUUUGGUGAUACUCAAUCUGGUCAACAUGUUUUCAAUAAUGAAAAUGUAAAUGAUGAUAACAAUAAUAGUAAUAGUAAUGGUGAUGAUGAUGAUGGUGAUGAGAAAGCUAAAGCUUUAGAGAAAUUGAUUGCUGAGGCUGAUGACAAAAGAUCACAAUCAGAGUUGUUAUCAUCUUCAUUGUCUUCUACAGGGGAAACAUUUUCAUCUUUACCAGGGUCAAUGGAAGGUGACGUUGGACUGUCAUCGUCUUUGGCUUCAUCUUCUGAAUCCUCGCCGUCUUCCGGUUCAUUAACACCCUUUUCUGGUGUUAUAAGUGAAGAUAAUAUCAAUUCACUUCAAUUGAAUUCGUUAAUGUCAUCAAUGAAACCUUUCCAAUCGAUGUCUUCGUCCUCUCCGACUUCCUCUUCGACCCAUGUUCGUGGUUCACCACAAACCUUGUCUGGGGUACAGAAAUUUCAAUCGCUUUUCAAUUCACAUCCUUAUUUCAAUUUGGGUGAUACAAGUUUGACUUCAUUGAAUUCACCGUCCAAAUCUAAUCUUAGUCCAUUAACUUUAACCAGUGAUCUAACGGGAUCUUUACAACAAGCCUUGUCCGCUUCCUUGCCAACAUCCUCUCAGUCAUUGUCAUCGUCAUUGUCUUCAUUAUCUUCUCCAUCAUCAUCUUCGUCAUCUUCAUCUUCAUCUUCAUUCCUUCCUGGCCUGAGUGGGACUUCCUCUUCAUCACCAAGUGAUUUUAUUAAUAUGCUGAGUCUAUUUCAACAGCUCAAUGAUAACACCAUGUCGACGGUUAAAGAUGAUCUGAAUUUACAACUAUUGAAACCACUUUACAAUAAUGGAAACUCUUAUUCACCACCUUUGACUUUAUCCUCCUCUUCAUCUUCAUCACCGACAUCAUCCUCAUCCUCAUCCUCAUCAACUUCUCCCUCUGGAUCAUCUAUCGGAUCGCUACUGUCUUCAAAUGGCCAUAAGACUCGAACAUUAAUAUUACCGAUCCUGGGUGAUUCUCUAUUCCAAUCUGCCAAUCCUUUUUAUGAUGCCUUCUUACAAUCGUUAUCAGCUUCAUCUUCACCUUCGUCUUCAUCUAAUUUACAAGCGGGUUCAUCAUUGAAAUUAUUUCAAGAUGGACUGACGAGUAACGGUGAGCUGAAUUUGGAUGGGACAACUAAUGGUCAACCAAGUAUCGCUGAUCUUAGUUCACUUUCAGGCCUUACUGGUAAUAAUGAGAUGGAUGAUCAAUCGAUAUUCACUCAAGGAGGUUCACUAGUUGGUACAUCAUCUAUGGGUAAAGGUCAUCCUUAUGUCGUUGUUGAUGAAGAGUUCAAUGCUAAUGGAAUCAGUUUACCACAAGGAUAUAAACCAGAUAUGAUUGGUAUUUUGGCAGGUCCACCUUGUGUUGAUACCUCAUCACAUGGAGAUAAAUCAGAUAAAAACGGUAAAUCGGACAAGGAAAGGAUAGAAAAUCAAAAUGAUAAAAAGCCAACUUGUCCAUAUCAUCAUCACCAUCACCACCAUAAUCAUAAAAAUGAGAAUCGUAAUCAAGACCGUGAUCAAGAUCGCGAUUCAAAUCGUGAUCGAGAUAGAGACCGAGAUAGGGAUCGAAAUAGUGAUCAAGAAAGAGAUCGAGAUCGAGACCGAGAUAGGGAACAAGAUCGAGAUCGAAGCCAAGUUUCACCACCAGAUCGUUAUCCUGAUCAAAAUGAUGAAGAUUCAGGAAAAAAUGAAAACUCAAAUCAAUCUCCUCGGUCUCAUUCUCAUCACCAUCAUCACCAUAAUCAUCCUCAUCAUUCUCAUGAACCUCAUGAAUCUCAUGGAACCAACUCACACCAAUCUGAACCAGAUAAUCAUCGUUCACCACCAAACGAUGAUAAAGAUAAAUAUCAUCGUCAUCACCAUAACCACAAUCAUCAUAAUGAUGAAGAUAAACCAAUGUACACACCUCGCAAUCGAACAGCCUUUCGAAGUGUACCUUUAAUAAAAGGAGCCUAUCGAUAUAAACCCGAUCCAGGUUACGAAGGUUCCUAAAUCAAUCCACCAGUAAAUUGUUGAACCGAAAAUUGUGUGUAAAACUACAAUACAAUCAAUUGUUAACAUAAAGAAAGAAAAUUAAAAUAAGAAUCAAUAAAUAACAAGACAAAACGACAGAAAAAAGCUAGAA
Molecule: messenger RNA, 3848 nt
Organism: Panonychus citri (citrus red mite)
Lineage: Eukaryota; Metazoa; Arthropoda; Arachnida; Trombidiformes; Tetranychidae
Product: serine-rich adhesin for platelets-like
Exons: 2
Coding region: 1118-3715 (865 amino acids)
Source: RefSeq, a predicted model, not a curated record